UGUUUGUUUCGUCUUCCACGCUUCUUAUAGGCUUAUAUGUGAGUGAUGGGGGAUUACAGCCAUCCGUUUGCUCAAAGCUCACUCCCCUCCCAUGGCCGCCAUCAUUUCUGCCGCCUCUUUCGUCCUAGCCUCUGCCUCUUCCCCUUCUUCUUCGGAAGAGAAUGCUUCCAAAUCCGUCAAGCUACGGGAUGAUUGGAGGAAUCGUUCGAAGCCGAUUCGCCCUGGUGGGGUUUAUCCUGCCAAGGAGCACUGCAGCCGCUGUGGGCUUUGUGAUACCUAUUACAUAGCACACGUCAGGGACGCGUGCGCUUUCUUAGGAGCCGGCAUGUCGAGGAUUGAGGCUUUAGAACCUGCAGUGCAUGGAAGAGGACGGGGAAGUAGCUCAGAUGAAAUGUACUUCGGUGUACACGAGGAGUUGCUAUAUGCUAGAAAAAUAAAGCCCGUUGAAGGAGCUCAAUGGACGGGUAUUGUGACAACCAUUGCAGUAGAAAUGCUAAAAGCAAAUUUGGUUGAAGCGGUUGUUUGUGUACAAAGUGACCCUGAGGAUAGGCUUAGCCCAAGGCCUAUUUUAGCCAGGACACCUGAUGAAGUUUUUGCUGCAAAAGGUGUUAAGCCAACCCUAUCUCCCAACCUGGAUACCCUUGCCGUCAUUGAGGUGAUAAUUUCUCUUUGAGUUAAUACCUUUUGUUUUUUAUGUUCUUCUAAAGCAUCUUUUCUAGUGUUUUG
Molecule: messenger RNA, 726 nt
Organism: Dendrobium catenatum
Lineage: Eukaryota; Viridiplantae; Streptophyta; Magnoliopsida; Asparagales; Orchidaceae
Product: 7-hydroxymethyl chlorophyll a reductase, chloroplastic
Exons: 7
Coding region: 92-673 (193 amino acids)
Biological process (GO): chlorophyll cycle
Cellular component (GO): chloroplast
Molecular function (GO): 7-hydroxymethyl chlorophyll a reductase activity
Source: RefSeq, a predicted model, not a curated record